This is a messenger RNA of Pseudo-nitzschia multistriata, 3142 nucleotides long. Lineage: Eukaryota; Bacillariophyta; Bacillariophyceae; Bacillariales; Bacillariaceae. The record is from the annotation of a GenBank genome assembly.
ACACAACACAACGCAACACAACGCAAGAGGCCAGGAAAACACAAAACCAACCACCACACGACACCAGGAUGCCGCUCGAAUUUCCACCACCGAAGCUGCAUCCGCAGCCGGGGUACACGGCAAUCCGGGGGUCCAUUGUUCUCUUCUUGAUCGGGUUCUUGUUGCUSCAGCAAGGUAGGGCAUGGACGGGAACCCACAACCCGUCGGUGGCGAUGGCGGUGGCCGGAAGAAAGAGGUCCCGCCCUCGUGGUUCUCCRGAUUUGUUCCCGUUYGGAGCCACCACCCACCAAUACCGAUACCGAUACCAACRCCAAUAUCAACAAGCAGCAACAGCAAGAACCGUCACGCUGGCAGCGGCUCCCACGGAAGAAAUCGUUUCCAUCGAAGCAGACCGCGACGCAACCAAAAGYCCAACACGGGAAGAACCAGCCAGCGRCACCGAAAACAACAGCAAUGAUAGCGACAGCGAAAACAGCACGGAGCAACGGCCCGGCACCAAGUCGCAAGAACCAUCGGAACCACCGGACGUUCCGGUGCCGCCUGCUUCCGCCUGGGACGUCCUGGCCGGGAACGUUGCGGCRUGCCUCAUUGCGAGCGACGUCAAACGGUCCUCGGGACUGGACGGAUCUUCCACGGGCUGGACGUCGUGGAUCGAAGAAAAAUCCUCCUUUCGGCUGAAGCAGUGCGUCGACCGAAUGGUCUUUGCCGAGGGCAGCACCGGCGACGGUGGUGCGGGAACCGACGGCGGCGAAGGCAACGACGCGGCAAUGCCCACCACCACCACCGGGAAUUCGCGGGACGAGACCCUCCGCUGGCUGAAAUGGAUGAGGGCCACCCCCGCGCCAAUGGUAGUGGAGCUCUCCGAGGAGUUCCGGACCGCCGUCGACAACGCGCUGACGCAAGACGACUACGACCGAAUGGACCGGGCGGCGGGCCGGUCCCAGGCCGACGAGGAAACCGCCGACACCACCCGCUCCGACUUUCUGGGUCGCAUCGGCUGCCGGCUCCUCCUCCUGCCCUCCGGAGAGUCCCUCCGGGACAACCUCAAGACGCCCCCCGGGGCGAUGGUCUACGGCAAGCUCCUCUACGGGGGCUGCAAGAGGUACCGGAUCCUCGGCACCGCGGGGAACAACGGGGGCCGGCGSCCCCCCCGCCGGGCGGGCGAGCGRACCACCAUCGUGCCCCCCGGGCCCUCCCCGAGGACCGCGGGCUGGCUCCAGUACGGCGGCCCCGAGCGCAACUACGAGGCCAUCGACAUGGGGCCCUGCGGGGUCCUGGAGGUCACCCUCCUUCCCAAGGACCUCAAGCUGGGCCUGCUGUCCGCGAGGGAAUCGCCGGACCCGGGGGCGGACUCGCUGCAGCUUYCCGCCGGAGACGGCCCUCCGAUGCCCCCCCUCGAGCUCCAGCCCACCGAAGAAAUGGUGGCCUCGAAGGCCACUUCSUUCGAUCCGCAGUGGCUCUUUGGGUUUCCUCCGGAGGACGCCGGCAACGCCACCGAUGCGGGAGACGGAUUGAUCGCCCGCAACGAGACGUCCCCGGACGGCGAUGGCUGCGCCAGCGUGGAGGAGAUCGAAACCAGGUUCUCUUCCGUCCUCGGGGGCCUCCGGAACGAGAUCCAGUCCAUCGUUCGGCGGGUCCUCGACGGCAGGAGCCGCGGCUCCGGUGGGGGAACGGCAUCGAAUUCCGAGCUCCAGACGAUGCUCGAGCUCGGCCUGUCCCCGGUCCGGGGAUUGCUGCUGUACGGAAAGCCCGGCUGCGGCAAGACGGCCCUGGCCCGGGAAAUCUCCCGGCUGCUGACCGACCGGCCCCCCGUGAUCGUCUCCGCCCCCGAGCUCCUGGACCGGUGGGUCGGGGGAACCGAGACCUCCGUCCGGAGGCUCUUCGAGGCCGCCGAGGCCGAGCUCGCCGUCUGCGGGGGGGAUCCGGCCAAAUCCGGCCUCCACGUCGUCGUCAUCGACGAGAUCGACGCGGUCUUCCGGCAGCGGUCCUCCUCGUCGGGCAGCGGAGAGGUGGCACGGGCCUCGGCCGUGAACCAGAUCCUGGCCAAGCUGGACGGGGUCAACGCCCUUGGCAACAUACUGGUGAUCGGGACCACCAACCGGAGGGAGCUCCUGGACGAGGCCCUCCUUCGGCCGGGCCGGCUCGAGGUCAAGAUCGAGGUCCCGCUGCCGGACAGGGAGGGUAGAAGGGAGAUCCUGAAGAUCUACUUCGAUCCACUCCGCUCGAGGGGGAGACUGAGCAAGCCCCUCUGUUCCGCCAUUGAUGGAGGGAGGAGCCGAGGCAGCAGCAGCGGCACCGAGGACGACCCGCGGAWUCCGAAGGGGCAAGCCCUCGGCAAGCGGGAGCGCAUGCGGUCCUUCUUGUCGGAGCGCCUUUCCCGGAGGGUGGGAAGCGGCGCGGGACCCCCCGUGCUGGAUCUCGCCGCGGAUCGCUGGACCGGGGGCUUUUCGGGGGCCGACCUCGAGGGACUGGUGCGGUGUGCCGGAUCGCUGGCACUGUCYCGGGCCCGCAGGGACGGCAGCGGCGUGGACGGGCUGCUGAUCACCACGGARGACGUGGUCCGGGCCCUCCGGGAGGUCAAGCAAUAACGCGAUUUCCAAGCCAAGCCAAUCCAGACCAGAUCCAAACCGAAAUCCAAACCAAAAUMYAAACCCAACACAAAACACAUCCAAGCCGACCAAACACACGAGAUGCAGAUGCUUGCAGCCCAAGGUAUGACUCCGCCGCAGAACAAAAAGCCUCCACCAACGCAUCCAUUGAACAAGGGAAGAGCGCAGGGAUGGACAGAAUCCWACGGAUUGUCGGAACGCCACUAGUACUAUCUAAAAAGGGGGAUCGAUCUGAGACGCUUUCGAUACCAGUAGGUAUGAUUUUUUUGUAGUAUAGCUGCCCGUAAGUACAGCAAAUAUCUAUUGGAACCACUAGUACAGUAAAAGAAUAGAUCUUUGAAGAAAAGAUGCAUGAUUAUUGAUUAUCUAAAGUUGAGAGAGAUACAAUUUGACAUCUGAGCUGCUUCCGAAAGAAAUUGAAAGAUGCUAAUGUACGGUACGUCCUGUACUUCUAUUUGUUCKUACGAUACUUACAGGAUGACAAUACAGUAGUAGUUGUGAGGCCUAAAACASACUAAAUCAUAAGCAAUCAC